Messenger RNA from Anarrhichthys ocellatus (wolf-eel), 7328 nucleotides. It is a transcript of the gene stard13b, whose product is annotated as StAR related lipid transfer domain containing 13b. Lineage: Eukaryota; Metazoa; Chordata; Actinopteri; Perciformes; Anarhichadidae. Gene Ontology annotation, biological process: regulation of Rho protein signal transduction; signal transduction; actin cytoskeleton organization. Gene Ontology annotation, molecular function: protein binding; lipid binding; GTPase activator activity. The record is from RefSeq and is a predicted model, not a curated record. The transcript has 14 exons. Bases 3209 to 6547 code for a protein of 1112 amino acids.
CAGGUAUGUUUUGGGGGAAACCUAGUUACACACAGCUGCUCGAGGAGUUCUUGCUCACAUGAGAUUAAGGUCUGAAUAAUUACGCAUGGAGUGAUCCUAACAGAGUUGAGUCACAGCUACAGUGGGUAAAAGGUCUCCCGUUGCCACCGCGUCCGCUGGAUAGGGGCUUCUCAAACGCUUCAGGUUACCUGCACAGCAGCUCAACCGAUCUCGCAGUAUUAAAAGCGUGAUUUAUUUUCCAGAACUGAGCUCAGAAUUCAGACCUUUGGUGGAUCGUGAGUUGGAAAUCUUCCGUCACACUGGGGCUAUUCUUAAGCCUUAACCACAGGAAACAUAGCCACGGCAGAGCCACAACUGCCCCAGCGCAGAUUACAUGUGUCUGCUGCUGAAUCAAAACCACUUCAGAGGAGUGUCUAAACCCCACUCAACUUCCUCCAUACUCGUCAUCUGUGGCCUUCAAGUCCAUGAUUCAGAAUUUAAGUUUUCCCUUCUGUAAUCACAUCUGGCCUAUAAGCUGAGUGCUGGAGCGGCGACUGAAUGAAGGCUGGACAUGCAUUUAAUGCCCGCACAACAAUUGCAUUUCAACACGGCUUAGUUUGUCAUCACGCAGCAACAAUAUCUGCCUUUAUUUGGAUAUAACAGUAUAAUCCGGGCUGUCAAACUGGCAUCUGACGGAGCCUCGGUAUAUGUUUGUCUGCUUGUAAUGUGAGUCAGGAUUCCGGUUGCCAUGCUGUAUGGUAGUUGAGCUGUGAAAGCUAGACAGAGGCGUGUUGGAACAAGUUUGAUAAGGGCUGGAGUCACUGUGCCUGACACACAACACUCCAACUAAGGACACACCACAGCCAUUUCUUCAUGGCAUGCGGCACAAAGUUAAACACAGGGGCAUCCAAAGGGAAUGCUGCCGAUCUCACAUCUCUUUCACAAUCCCCGCCGAGGUAUUUGAGUGCAGACAGACACGAAAACACCAUUAAUCUCAUUCAUUAUGAUGUUGCAUAGCAGUGGGUGAUUGAUUCCGUAACACGAUACGUAUGAUGCACUUAGUGAAAUUCGCCGUCUAGAUGGAGAGGGAAGAAGAAAACACAGAAGUGGGUUCAGGGUGAAGGCGCUGUUGCCAACAUGCUGCCACUCAUUUUUUUUAGAAUCCGACACCUGAAACGAUUCUUUUUACAGUAUGAAUGAACGCAGGUGUUUGUGUGUGUGUGUGUGUGUGUGUGUUAAAAAACGAGUCACCGCCCGAUGAAAUCAUCUGAAUAGUGUCACAUCAUCACCUAGUACCUUUUAGAAAUACAGUAACAAUCACAUUUUUGAAUAGUUCCACCUGAGAGGUGUGGAGAGGGCCAUUAAACCCAGGAGCUGCUUAUGAAAACGCGCAGCGGGCUCUGAAGUGUGCUGCUGAAUUGUGGUCUUUGUGAGCUUAAGCUAGGGUGGAUUUUGCCAGCCAGGGAGCGAAACAGACAGGGGGCUGUGUUUGAUUUGGUCGCUUGCCCACUCGUGCUCGUUUCACAUGUAUGGCGCCAUGCUUGUGCUACACAGGCAAGCCUGUAUGCUGACGCCAGGGCAGUCGCAAGGAGAGUGGCAGGGGCCCUGACUGGUGCUGGGUGGGUCAGCUUGUGCGGAUGUGGACUUUGCUUCAGGUGUAAGGAGAUUGUUGGAAACUGGCCGAUACGUGUGGACUUUUAAAUCAGAGAAGCUUUUAGUUUUCAUUAAAAAAUACGCCUCACAAAUGGUGCAAAUAGCUUCUUUUUUUUCGUUACUAAAUAGGUGUUUAAUUGACUCUUUUUUUGUUUUACCACUAAACGUAACAGCACAGACUGUGUCCCAAAUACAAUUUACGUAGAAAAAGCAGGUUCGCACUAAAAAAGUGACUAAAUUAAUUAGUUACUGAGUUGCUGGUGAUGGACAGUCUUGUCCCACAAUGCAAUGCACGAAUAAGUGGAGGAGCUACUCAGAGCUGCACAAAAUGAAAAUAAAUUGUGGAUGCUGGUGAAAGAUCUUGAAUUGGCAACAGUUAUAUUUUAUGUUUAAAGUGACAUUGUUUUCAAAUUAUCAUUUUAUCCCAGUUCACAUGUCUUAAUCUCAAUAUAGAUACAUAUUAAAAUUGCAUUUUGUUAUUAUGAUUUCUUUUGAAAUUCCUCCAGUCUAAAUCUUUUAUUUUGUUCUUUACAACUGUCCUCCAUUGCUGUUUGAUUGAUGUCCAUAAUGCUUAUAUCCCUUCCUGUUAGUAGAAAAUGGAAAAGUACACUGGCGUCUUGUACAGUAGCUUUACAACUUCAUUCAGAGUCAGUUUGAUUGAUGUGUGCGCACAUCUUAAACCACUUCUUUUUGGUACAAAAUGGAAAAGCAAAGGACUUCUCGCAAAAACCAUAUACCAUGAACAUUGCUAUUUGCUAAAUACUACUGUAUAUAUGUUUAGUAUGUAGUGGGGAUAGAUACAAAGUGUCACAGGAGGCUUUUAAUCCUGUCACUGAACAGCCAUCGAAACUGAACAGAUGACAUGUCGGAGCUGAUCUUUCCUUUUGUGCUGAGUAAAAGGGAUCACUCGUAUGUAUUCAAGCUAAAAUGUAUUUUUCCCCUGAGGAGGUGACACUUCAAGGAGACCUGCUGAGAGGCCUUCCUGUUGGCUGGAACUAGUGGUUAUGUGGUGGGGGUGGGGGAGCAGAUAUAUUCGCAUUCUCCAACCAAGAAAACAGCUUCUCCCUCUCUUUCUGUCUCCUCUGCAGUCUUCUCUCAAAUGCCACAAACUCACUUUCGCCCAGUGAACUUGGCACCUGUGUGACCAGCAACAGCAGAAGAGUUGUUCUAGUGCAGGGCGGCUCCAAAAAACACUAUUUUUGUAAGCCCUCCCACACCCGUCGUUCUUCCACUCCUGCUCUCCUUACUCAGUUCAUAGGCAUUCCAAUGGUAUUUAUAUUUCCCUCCAGAGCAGGGGGAAGUCGACAAGCCUUCACACAGACAUUGGAUUCAGCACAGCAAGGUGGGCAGUGCUCCCACAGCUUCCUUGCCAUUGGCCCCCCUGUGGUCACAUGACCUGCAGAGAUAGCCUGACGUGUUGGCACUCCUCCCCCUAAGCUCUGCUCUGCCUUCCUCCUCAGCUCACUUUAGGCUUUUUGCGCCUGUAUGUGAAGUUUUCUGUCGGUGGGAGAGUGUGUGGGUGAGUGUCUCAUCGGCCAGCGGUCAAGGGGCUUGUUCGGGGUACAGUGUUUCAGAUAUGUUUCGGGAGCUCCCAGAGUCCACAGGUAGCGAGUGUCUUGGGAGUAUGACCCCAGAGACUCAGGACUUCUACCUGAGAAUGGACCAUCACCACAGACGCUCCGGGUACCGGCUGGGCAGGAUCAUUGCCAGGCAGCAACUACUCAAGAAGAUCGCUGGAGAAAUUGAGGCGAAAGAGGCGUGCGACUGGCUGCGGGCAGCAGGAUUUCCCCAGUAUGCUCAACUCUUUGAAGAUUCCCAGUUUCCCAUUGACAUCACUCCUGUGAAAAGAGAUCACGACUUUCUGGAGAAAGAUCUCGUGGAACCUCUGUGCAGGCGACUCAACACCUUGAACAAGUGUGCCUCUAUGAAACUUGACGUGAACCUUCCCAAAAAGAAAAGUGAAGACUCUGAUGAAGAAGACCUGUUUGCUAUCAGUGACAAAUGGACUUUUGAGUGGAGCAGCCGGCGUUGGUCCAGGUUACAGGACAUUGACUGUCUGCUGGGAAACCACGGAGAAGGUCAGCCCUCCAGGGACGACGUGCCUCUGAGAACCACCACCAGCAGCGAGAGUGUUCUGACGGACAUCUCGGAGCCGGAGAUCUCUUCUCUGCACAGUGAGAGCAGCGGGGGCAGCGGCCACAGGGGCCUCAGCACAGAGGACUCCGACUGCUCCAACCGCACCGGCUCCGAUUCUGCUGCAAUGCCAGACUCUACUUCGCUCACAAUGCCCCACAUCCACAAAGAAAUUGCUCACUACAGCUCACUACCUGAUAAGCACGGCACGACAAGCCGCAUCCGUGCUAAAGACUUCCUGAAGCGCAUGGAGACACUGCGCUCCCGAGGAACUCUGGGAAGGGGUCGCAAGACGUUGGUCAUCGGCUCUCCGGUGCUUCAGCAGGAGGCCCGGGCGCUGAAGACGCUGCAAUGUGUCGACAUCAUAAAUGGAGAUGGUGGGGCUCCAGAAAUACCGUCCAACAAAGCUCUGCCGUCCCAGUCCGGUAGUGAGGGUAGCAGCCAUUCUAGCGGCAGCGCUGUCAGCACCCCCAGCCUGAAAGAGCGUAAACCCCACCGGGCUGACCACAAGCGUAGCGGCAUGUAUUUAGAGGACGUAGACAUCUUCUCAGGCACCCAAGUGAAUGAAGUCGCAGAACAAAACCGCAGGAAUGAAUUCUGCUCCUAUGAAGACCUGGUGGUCCACAUUCCCAAAGACCACAAGCCAGGAACCUUCCCCAAAGCACUGUCCAUAGAGAGCCUGUCCCCAACCAAUGGGGCCUCUAUCAACUGGCACACAGGCAGCAUGCACUUGGACUCCCCACUGAUUUCAUGUAGGAAGGAAUCCAGGCCUGUCACCCAGUGCUGCUCCAGAGGCAGCCGCAUCAGUGUGUACGAUAACGUCCCUGGCUCGCAUCUGUACGCCAGCACUGGAGACCUGAUAGACCUGGAGAAGGAGGACCUGUUCCCUCACCUGGAUGAUAUCUUGCUGCAUGUCAAUGGUCUACAGCAGAUAGUGGACCACUGGUCUAAGAAUGUGUUGCCUGUCAAUGAAGGGUUGGCGCAGCUGGACGGCGAGAGGGAACAUACAGUAGGCCUUCAGUCCUCCAGUCAGAUCACAUUGGACUUUGAGGGAAAUUCUGUCACAGAAAGCCAGACCACGCCUAGUUAUGGGGACAGAGACAGAGUAUCACUUGCAGAGACAGAAUCCACAAUCCUCAGGGAAAGGAGGGACUCUGGAGUAGGUGCUUCACUCACAAGACCUAAUCGGUUACGAUGGCCCAGCUUUCAGAUAGCUAAUCGCCUUAGUCACUCAGUGGCAUCACUGCAGAUCACCAACCAGUCAGCGGGCCAGCUGAGUUUGCUGCAGAGGUUUUCUUUGCUGCGCCUUACUGCAACCAUGGAGAAGUACUCAAUGUCCAACAAGCAUGGCUGGACCUGGUCAGUGCCAAAGUUUAUGAAGAGAAUGAAGGUACCAGACUAUAAGGAUAAGAAUGUGUUCGGAGUGCCCCUGAUAGUGCAUGUGCAGCGUUCUGGACAGCCGUUGCCCCUCGGCCUGCAGCAGGCCCUGCGGUACCUGAGGAGCCAGUGUCUUGACCAGGUGGGUCUCUUUCGUAAAUCAGGGGUGAAGUCUCGAAUUCAAGCUCUCAGGCAGAUGAAUGAGAAUUCUCCAGACAAUGUGAACUAUGAGGAUCAGUCUGCCUAUGAUGUGGCUGACAUGGUGAAGCAGUUCUUCAGAGAUCUACCUGAGCCUCUGCUCACCAGCAAGCUGGGGGAGACCUUCCUCCAUAUCUACCAAUAUGUGCCGAAAGACCAAAGGUUGCAAGCUGUCCAGGCUGCCAUCAUGCUGAUGUCAGAUGAAAACCGAGAGGUGCUGCAGACUUUGCUCUGUUUCCUCAGCGAUGUCACUUCUUCUGUGGAGGAGAACCAGAUGACGCCCAUGAACAUCGCUGUGUGCCUGGCCCCCUCCCUCUUUCACCUCAACAUACUCAAGAAAGACAAUCUCUCGCCAAGGGCCAUGCAGAAGAAGUAUGCCACUGGCAGACCAGACCAGAAGGAUCUGAAUGAAAACUUAGCAGCAACACAGGGUCUUGCUCAUAUGAUCGUAGAGUGCAACCGUCUCUUUGAGAUCCCUCAUGAGAUGGUUACUCAGUCGCGUAAUUCAUACGUGGAGGCUGACUUGCAUGCACCAACAAUUGAUGAGCUGUGCAAGCAUCUGGAGGAUGGCAAUGGAAUGUACCAAACUCACAUGGAGGGGAGACUUCAGAGCCAGCUCAAAGAGGCCCGGGAGAAGUCCAAAUACUGGGUGUCCUGCAGCAGCUCUGAUAACACAGAGCUCUGUUACAAGAAGGUGGGAGAUGGGAACCCUUUGAGACGCUGGCGAGUGUCCGUGGAGGUGGAAGCCCCACCGUCUGUAGUCUUGAACCGUGUGCUACGAGAGCGCCACCUGUGGGAUGUGGACCUGCUGCAGUGGAAAGUGUGUGAGACACUGGACAAGCAGACCGAGGUGUUUCAGUACGUCCUCAAUCGCAUGCCCCCUCAUCCCAGCAGGGACUUUGUAGUACUCAGAACAUGGAGGACCGACUUGCCCAAAGGCACCUGCUCCCUGGUUUCUGUGUCAAUAGAGUAUGAGGAUUGUCCUCCUGUUGGAGGGGUACGAGCUAUAGUCCUGGAGUCCAACUACCUGCUGGAGCCCUGCGGCUCAGGAAAGUCCAGACUAACUCACAUCUGCAGAGUGGACUUGAAGGGAAGGACUCCAGACUGGUACAACAAAGCCUUUGGUCACCUUUGUGCCGCAGAAGCUGCCCGGAUACGCAACUCCUUUCAGCCACUAAUCACAGACGGCCCAGAGACCAAAAUCUGAACUGUUUGCCAAUUGUGUCUGCUCAGCCUUGAGAUCAAGAUUGAGCCUUUGAGUCAUUGCUAACAGGCAGACACAAAGCAUAGACAAGACCCCGCAACUAAAGCACAGUUUGAAACGUUUUUUUUUUUCCAUAGUAUAAAUGCUCUGAAAAUGAUGUUGAGCUCCUCUGUACUUGCACAAUGACAAAAGAGGACAUCUUAUAGGUGCUGAGCAUAAUUACCCAGCGGGAAAUUAAUCAUCCUGCCAAUGUCCUUAGCCGUAGUAUUCUAUUUACCAUUAUGUUGCUAAACCUGUAUGUUAUAAUUAUUAUCUUUAAUAAUAUUGUAUUACUGUUACUUUAAUCUACAAUGUCUAGGACAUUCAAGUUCUUAAACGCUUCUGGGAAGCAUGUAUAUGUUAUUCAUUUCAGAUUUAAAGCUAUAAUUAUUAUGAUGUAGACUCUGUAUAUAUGUGUGUGAAUAUACUGUACAUCUAAGCAAGAUGUAUAUAUUGUAUAUAUGUCAAGGGAUGAAUAGUACAUAUGUUAAUAUCCUAUAUAUUGAUUAUUUCACUGUGUCAACCCUUCUGUACUAGUACACAUGGUACAAAAUUGUAAGCUGGUUUUACUUUGCUCCAGUAUUGCCAUCUUGGAAUGGGUGUAAUUUUAUUCAACUUUGACCUCCUAUGGUUGUGAAAAGAAUGACUUAAGGUUUGACUUGAUCAUACCUGCUUAAGGGUACUGGAUUGUGCAGUAAAGGACAGGAGACAUCAUUUUUUAAAUAAAACUAUCACAAUCAUAAAA